Dibothriocephalus latus is the source of this 513-nucleotide messenger RNA. NCBI's taxonomy places the organism in Eukaryota, Metazoa, Platyhelminthes, Cestoda, Diphyllobothriidea, Diphyllobothriidae. The record is from the annotation of a GenBank genome assembly.
AUCAUGCAGUACGGCACCUUGGCUGCUUGUGUGGCUACCCCAUACAUUGGUGGAUUUCUCGGUGCUGCGGUUGUGAAGCGUAAUAUGGAGUGGUAUCACGGUCUAAAGCGACCUGCCCAUGCGCCGCCUGAAUGGGUAUUUGCUCCGGCAUGGAGUAUUCUCUACGGGUGCAUGGGUACCGCAUCGUAUCUCGUACUCAAGGAGGCUGGGCAGCAAGAUGUGCGCAUUCCGAUAGCUGUUUACGGCGCCAAUCUCCUUCUAAAUUUCUCGUGGACGCCUGUCUUCUUCGGGUUGCACCGCCUUAAGGCUUCCGUCGCAAUCAUUGUCGGCACGACAGUCACUGCCCUCGGUUGCCACUACCUAUUUACCAAGGUCAAUGCCACCGCCGGCCUGCUGAUGUUGCCCUAUGUUCUGUGGUUGAUGUUCGCCGCUUCAGUCAACAUCGGCACGGCUCGACUCAAUUUGCCGCCUGCGGAGGAGAAGGAGGACGAGGAGAAGAAGAAGUCCUCGUAG